Molecule: messenger RNA, 1542 nt
Organism: Physella acuta
Lineage: Eukaryota; Metazoa; Mollusca; Gastropoda; Physidae
Product: sushi repeat-containing protein SRPX-like
Source: RefSeq, a predicted model, not a curated record
CUGACCGUGACACCUCUACUGCUCCACACCCUGACUACAACAGUGAGAGCUGAACUCCAAGAUGUAAACAAGAAAUGUGAAUCAGAUUCGAGAACUCAAAUAGAACUGUGUAGUUUUCUUUCUGAGGAGAGAAAUGGAUCACUUUGUGUGGAAAGUUACAGGCCAUUAAUCCACAAUGUGACUAGUGAUGUAGUAGGCGUGUCUCAUGGAAGAGUGUCUGCUGGAAAUAUGUCGGCUGGAAGUCUGCCAGAUGGAAGUCUGCCUAUAGGAACUGUCUGUAAUCUGCCUAACUCGACUCACGUUCUCCUGUGUACAGAAGAAGGGUGGAAAGAAAUUAAAGAAUUGAUGCUGGCAACCCAGAAGAGAACAAGAAGAAAACGGUUAACCGCAAUAGCGGACUUAACGCUGUGGAAUAAUGAAGUAUCUAAUGAACAAGCAAGCAUCACCAUCAGGUGCCCGGAUGUUACAAGUGUUGUGGCAGACAAGGGCAAGGUCGGCGCCAUUGUGUCCUGGAUCCAGGCCACGGUAAACAGCAGGCCUGGGAGUGAAAUAAGUCUACGACAGACUCAGGGUCAGACUUCAGGUACCUGGCACCCCGUGGGUCACUACACGGUGACCUACCUGGCUAAUGAUCUACACGGAAACUACGCCACCUGUUCGGUGAAUUUCAACGUCACAGUUGUCAGAUGUUCUUUUGAGUACACGUACAUGUACAAAGGCAGCGCUGUGUGUACGGCGGAGAAUAUUUACGGCAGUGUGUGUACGUAUGUGUGCAACCAGGGGCAUCAACUCUCAGAUACAUCGCUGGUGGAAUGUUUGAGUGAUGGGACUUGGACCGUUCACAAGCCAAAGUGUCAAGCUUUGAACUGUGACCCACCUCCCACGAUAGAGCACGCGUCUGUGUCGUGUAACACUACACACUACAGUGUGUACACCGUCUGUGUUGUCGCGUGCGACCCAGGUUACGUCAUCGAUGACCUUGAUCAGAUCAGCUGCAAGGUCAACCGGCAGUGGACGAAACACGGGCAAUGUGCUGAAAGCCGGUGCCCGGCCCUAGUACCACCCGUCAACUCAAACCUCACGUGCACGAACGGCAACAAGGUGACGUCAGUGUGUCGCGUGCAGUGCCAGCCAAUGAGCGAGCCGCAGGGAGCGGAUGUGAUCACGUGUCUGGAUGACGAAGUAUGGAGUGACACGCCCUCUUCUUGUAUUCCUUCCUGUCCUGAACCACCACGUGUUGAUAACGGACGUCACAUGUGCAACCAGGGUCGGAAGCAGGGUGACACGUGUGUACUGGAGUGUAACGGUGGGUACCGGGCAGUAGGGCCACUCUACAUCACCUGCACGAACGUGAGUGACUGGACCACGUCAGGCUCGUGUACAGACCUCUGUAUUCCUGCUCUUUUCCUUAAGACCUCUGCCACCCCGGCCAGAACUCUACAGACGGACGUCAGCCUUGCACUUUAUGCCCAAAAGGGACGUACACCUCAGAGUUUGGUGCCCGCAGCUGUGACGUCUGCCCCUACACAAUGUCUACAGUAA